CCCAGAAGAAGGUGAACUAACAAGUCAAAGCAACAAGGUUAGCCUUUAAAAUACCAGAUGACUAGCUCUGCAUUAUUCAAGGCUACUCUGAUUAUUCUAAUCAUAUAUUUGUAAGCAGGAUUCUACGUGCUCUACCUUCUCCUUUGGCUUGUAUUGCAUUUUCACUAGUAGGAGCCCAGCACAUUCCCUGACUCUGAUACACAGAGCAGGUAGGCGUUUGAUAACUCCUUUUUGCCCCCUUUUUGCAGCUUAGGCUCCUACCACACCACAGCAAUGGGGGUUUAUACACAUCUUCCCAACUCCGGGGUAGCGGCUAUCUUGUAAGUUAAUCUCCCCUUUGUAGUUUACACAGUUGCAUCAUAUCAUCGUAGCAAUGGCCAUUCCGCUUGCGCUUCUGCUAUCUUUGCUCUUUGGCAUCCUGCUUGCACCGGAAUGUGUAGCCACGCCGGACAUGGCUCCUACCACUCUGAUGCAAGUGAAGUCCGAUCUCAUCGAUCCUCAAGGUAUCCUCUCCGGCUGGUCGCCGGAGGCUGAUGUCUGCUCCUGGCACGGUGUUUCAUGCCUGACAGGAGAGGGCAUUGUGACAGGCCUCAACUUGUCGGGAUACGGCCUAUCGGGCACCUUAUCGCCGGCGAUAGCUGGCCUGAUAUCCGUGGAGAUCAUUGACCUCUCCUCCAACUCCCUCACCGGGCCGAUCCCGCCAGAGCUCGGCAGGCUGCAGAACCUGAAGACGCUGCUCCUCUACUCCAACUCCCUCGUCGGCACCAUCCCUUCCGAGCUGGGCCUCCUUGUGAACCUGAAAGUUCUCAGGAUUGGUGACAACAGGCUGCACGGUGAGAUACCACCACAGCUCGGCAACUGCACGGAGCUCGAGACCAUGGCGCUGGCCUACUGCCAGCUGAGUGGUGCCAUUCCUUACCAGAUUGGCAACCUGAAGAACCUGCAGCAGCUGGUUUUGGACAACAACACUCUCACCGGAAGCAUCCCGGAGCAGCUUGGUGGUUGCGCAAAUCUGCGUACUCUGUCAUUGUCUGAUAACAGGCUGGGUGGCAUCAUUCCCUCGUUCGUUGGCAGCCUGAGUGUUCUCCAGUCUCUCAACCUUGCAAACAAUCAGUUUUCCGGUGCAAUUCCGGCGGAUAUUGGGAAGCUUUCCAGCCUGACAUACCUCAACCUGCUCGGCAACAGCCUGACAGGCGCCAUCCCGGAAGAGCUGAACCAGCUGAGCCAGCUGCAGGUUCUUGACCUGUCCAAGAACAACAUCUCUGGAGUGAUCAGCAUCUCCACAUCGCAGCUGAAGAACCUGAAGUACCUUGUGCUGUCUGACAAUCUUCUUGAUGGUACCAUACCUGAAGGCCUCUGCCCUGGGAACUCAAGCUUGGAGAGCCUGUUCCUUGCCGGGAACAACCUUGAAGGAGGCAUCGAGGGUCUGCUCAACUGCAUUUCUCUGCGAUCCAUUGACGCGUCCAACAACAGCUUCACCGGAAAGAUUCCGUCGGAGAUCGACCGGCUGCCGAACCUUGUCAACCUUGUACUGCACAACAACAGCCUUACCGGCGUUCUGCCACCUCAGAUAGGUAACUUGAGCAACCUGGAGGUGCUGUCCUUGUACCACAAUGGCCUCACCGGUGUGCUCCCGCCGGAGAUCGGCCGGCUGCAGAGGCUGAAGGUCUUGUUCCUGUACGAGAAUCAGAUGUCUGGGACCAUACCUGAUGAGAUUACCAACUGCAUGAGCUUGGAGGAGGUGGACUUCUUCGGCAAUCAUUUUCAUGGGACUAUCCCUGAGAAGAUUGGGAACCUCAAGAGCCUAACGGUGCUUCAGCUCCGGCAGAAUGAUUUGUCCGGCUCGAUCCCAGCGAGCCUCGGCGAAUGCAGGCGGCUGCAAGCAUUGGCAUUGGCGGACAACCGGCUCACAGGCGCACUGCCGGACACGUUCAGGCUUCUCACCGAGCUCAGCAUCAUCACCCUGUACAAUAACUCGCUCGAGGGCCCCCUGCCAGAGGCGCUGUUCGAGCUCAAGAACCUGACGGUGAUCAACAUCUCGCACAACAAGUUCAGCGGCAGCGUCGUCCCUCUCCUUGGCUCAAGCUCCCUCUCCGUGCUGGUGCUGACUGACAACUUCUUCUCCGGUGUCAUCCCGACAGCGGUAACACGGUCGAGGAACAUGGUGCGGCUCCAGUUGGCUGGCAACCAUCUUACCGGUGCAAUCCCGGCCAAGCUGGGCACCCUGACGCAGCUCAAGAUGCUUGACCUCUCAUCCAACAACCUCUCCGGCGAUCUCCCGUCGCAGCUCUCCAACUGCUUGCAGCUCACCCAUCUGAACCUUGAGCGUAACAGUCUGACGGGCGUCGUGCCUUCCUGGCUCGGUAGUUUGCGGUUCCUCGGAGAGCUUGACCUAUCGUCGAAUGCAUUAACCGGCGUCAUACCGGUGGAGCUCGGCAACUGCUCGAGCCUUCUCAAGCUGUCUCUCAGCGGCAACCGCCUCUCGGGCAGCAUUCCGCAGGAGAUCGGAAGUCUCACGUCUCUGAACGUUCUAAACCUGCAGAAGAACAGUCUCACCGGAGUCAUACCGCCCACACUCCGGCGGUGCAACAAGCUCUACGAGCUGCGCCUGUCGGAGAACUCGCUGGAGGGGCCGAUCCCCACGGAGCUCGGGCAGCUGUCGGAGCUGCAGGUGAUGCUGGACCUAAGCCGGAACAGGCUGUCUGGACAGAUUCCGACGUCGCUCGGCAACCUCGUCAAGCUGGAGCGGCUGAACCUGUCGUCCAACCAGCUCCAUGGCAAGAUACCAACCUCACUGUUGCAGCUCACCAGCCUGAACCGUCUCAACCUGUCGGACAAUCUCCUCUCGGGCGCGAUACCUGCUGUGCUAUCGAGCUUCCCGUCCGCGUCGUACGCUGGGAAUGACGAGCUCUGCGGCGUGCCUCUGCUGACGUGCGGGGCGAACGGGAGGCGCCUGCCGAGUGCCACUGUAUCCGGCAUCGUGGCGGCCAUCGCCAUCGUCUCGGCCACUGUGUGCAUGGCUCUGCUGUACAUAAUGCUCAGGAUGUGGAGCAACUGGAGGGAGGUGUCGGUGUCGAACUCGGACGGCGAGGAGCCGGAGGUGCACGGCAAAGGUGGCAAGUGCUGCGCCGGGGACGGGAAGUACUGGAAGGUUGGCUCGGGCUUGGUCGUCGCGUCGUCGACGGAGGAGAAGUACAGCUCGGCGUCGGAGAGCAGCGUUCUCCAUGGGAAGCUCACGGAGGCGAGCGCCAUCAACUCCAAGGGCUAGCAGUGCGGCUUGCAUGCUGUGGUUUCUUCUCAAAAAUGUUUGUGUAUGGGUGGCUGUUUCCUGUAUCAAAGUUAUCCAACGCCACUAUUUAAGCCUUUUGUUCUCGUUUCUCUAAAUUUUGUUGGUGUGUUCUUCAUCUAAUGCUAAAGCUGUUUUUAAUUA
Messenger RNA from Hordeum vulgare subsp. vulgare (domesticated barley), 3430 nucleotides. Its product is annotated as LRR receptor-like serine/threonine-protein kinase GSO1. The record is from RefSeq and is a predicted model, not a curated record. Gene Ontology annotation, molecular function: protein binding. Lineage: Eukaryota; Viridiplantae; Streptophyta; Magnoliopsida; Poales; Poaceae. Bases 374 to 3268 code for a protein of 964 amino acids. The transcript has a single exon.